Messenger RNA from Didymosphaeria variabile, 1092 nucleotides. RefSeq lists its product as uncharacterized. Lineage: Eukaryota; Fungi; Ascomycota; Dothideomycetes; Pleosporales; Didymosphaeriaceae. Bases 1 to 1092 code for a protein of 363 amino acids. Gene Ontology annotation, cellular component: anaphase-promoting complex. The record is from RefSeq and is a predicted model, not a curated record. Gene Ontology annotation, biological process: anaphase-promoting complex-dependent catabolic process; positive regulation of ubiquitin protein ligase activity; positive regulation of anaphase-promoting complex-dependent catabolic process. Gene Ontology annotation, molecular function: ubiquitin ligase activator activity; anaphase-promoting complex binding; protein binding. The transcript has a single exon.
AUGAUUGAUGUCCAACACGUUACCUCCCUAUCUUUCUCAUCCAAUCAUGGCGGGCAAGCUAUCUUAGCUGUAGCACGGGCAGACGGUCGCAUUGCUUUAUGGAGUCCGUUCGAUGCAGAGCCUCGCUUCGAUGCUACGCAACCUAAGCCUAUAUCCUGCACUGCUUUUAGACCAACUAUCGUCAAAAGGCCAUCACUACGCGACAAUGCUAUGCCAGUGCCUACCGAAGAACUGCUUGUUGGAGACGAGGCAGGCCACAUAUACUUUUACAGCAUUGAAUGGCCGACCGAAACAGAAAGCGCUAUCUUUGGAUGGAAUGGGGCAAUGACACUGUUGGCUCGCUUAACGGUUCACUCUCAGCAAAUAUGCGGUCUCGCAUGGUCACCCAAUGGCGAACUCUUCGCCAGCGGCGGUAAUGACAAUGCUUGCUACCUCUAUGAAACGAAGAAAGUCCUCAACAGCCCCAACGCCGAUAAUGAGACCCCCGACACGGUCAAUGUACGCCAGGGCCCCGACGGCGACAGUAUAUACACCGUAGCUCCCGGCCGCAGCACCGUCCUACAAGUCUCUAGCACGCAAGCAAAACACAAGUGGGAACUCAACGCCGCUGUAAAGGCCAUCGCUUUCUGUCCUUGGCAGCGCGGUCUUCUUGCCAUCGGAGGUGGGUCCAAUGAUCGAUGCAUACACUUCUACCACACCAUGUCCGGCGCCUGUCUUGCGACCAUCGAUUGCGCAGCCCAAGUCACCUCCCUCAUCUGGAGUCAGACACGCCGCGAGAUCGCAGCCACUUUCGGCUUCGCGCAGCCUGAGCAUCCGUUCCGUAUCGCCGUCUUUGCGUGGCCUAGCUGCGAGCAGGUCGUUGCGGUGCCCUGGUUCGACGAGAGCCGCGCGCUAUAUGCGAUUCCGUAUCCUGGGGGACCGGAUGCGGGGGCCGAUGCUAGGUCGCCAGGAGAGGAUGGGGUGUGGUGGAGGAGGGGUCUGGAGGAAGGGUGUAUUGUUGUGGCGGCGAGCGAUGCGGCGAUCAGGUUCCACGAGAUAUGGGCUGGGGGAAGAAGGGGUGGGGAGUGCAAGUGGGUUGCUUGGUGGGAGUGA